Messenger RNA from Rhipicephalus microplus (southern cattle tick), 787 nucleotides. RefSeq names its product protein cornichon (gene cni). The record is from RefSeq and is a predicted model, not a curated record. Gene Ontology annotation, biological process: vesicle-mediated transport. NCBI's taxonomy places the organism in Eukaryota, Metazoa, Arthropoda, Arachnida, Ixodida, Ixodidae.
CUAUAUUCUACGCGGCGCUCGUAUCGCCAACGCCGCUUGACAACGAAAAUGGCCUUCAACUUCGUUGCGCUCUGCUACAUCGUAGCUCUUAUUCUGACAGCCCUCCUCAUAUUUAUGGCCGUGUUCCAUGUGAUCGCCUUCGACGAACUGAAGAACAACUAUAAAAACCCCAUUGAACAGUGUGACAGCCUGAACCCGCUGGUGCUUCCCGAGUACCUUGUGCAUAUCCUCUACAAUGUGCUCUUUCUCUGUGCGGGUGAGCUCUUCACAGUGCUGCUUAAUCUGCCACUCGUAGCCUACCACAUCAACAGGUACCGGCAGCGUCCUGUGAUGAGUGUGCCUGGCCUGUACGACCCGACAAGCAUAAUGAACGCGGACCAGCUGAACCGGGCGAUGCGUGAGGGCUGGAUCAAGCUGGCCUUCUACCUACUCUCUUUCUUCUACUACCUCUAUGGUAUGAUCCACUCCCUGAUUGCUGUGGAGUGAGCAGCUUGAGCCACACCCCCGGUGAGUGGCAGCAUUGACAAGGAUUCCGUCCCCCAGUGGCUAUCGCGAAGCAAGGCGCCUUCUGGACAUAGGUCUUGCAAAGUGCAGCAGAAGAUGCAGUGUGUGCUGUGGUCUGUGCCGGAACUGUUGUCAGCAGACUGGAGUCCUUCUCUACAUCAGAGUGUGCUGUGUUUUUUGUGCUGACGUACAGCUGUGUGUGCGCGUACCGUGUCUGCUGCCCUGCUAUAGAUUUGUGUGGGACCUCUUGUUCAGGAAAAGAUAGUAAAAAUAUUCUAGCUCA